AACAUUUAAAUUUUCAAAAAAAAAUAAAAAAGAAAUAAAUCACUCUAAUUCUCUUCUUUUCCAUCUAAACAAGAAAAUGGCAAAAUUUCCAUUAGGAAUAUGUCUAAUGUUUAUGAUAACAACAAGUACCAUAUAUGAAGUGCAGGGACAUUUUUUAUUAGACCAUUACUUGACGAAAAUUCCUAAAUUAUCCAGCGAGUUCGAACCUUUCGCUUUCAAGGGUAUAAAUAGUUUUAUAGACCACCUUGAAGGUUUAUGUCCCCUGAAGGCGGACUACAAGGAGUUCUUCACAAAGCUGAAGGAUUUCAUGGCCUUCAUAAACUCAGCUUCAGGGUCGUCUUCAGAGUUUCAUUCUCAGUUGAAAACAAAAUCUGAAGAGCUCUUCAAGGCUAUCACUAAAAUGGGUGGCAAAGCAGGACCAUCGGCACAUACAAGCAAAUUGAUAGAAUGUUUGAUGUCCAUGGGAAAAACUUUGGCUGAGUACAAGAGGAGUGGUUCACAAACACUGACAAGUGAACAAAAGACAGAGCUGGUCUCAUCAAUGUCGAAAUGGGCACAAGUGAUCGGUCAGUUUGUGAAAUCCGUAACUGAGAAGAGUGGUGGCGGUAAUAUUGAUCUCAAAUCCCUUGGCUGUGGAGGUGGAACCUCGGUCAACGUCGCUUCCUCCAUGAGAGCAGCUGGAAGCACUGGUAGCAGUGAAGCUUCAAGCUCCAUGCAAGGUGAAAGCUCUGCUGAGGCCGGAAGUACAGCUGAGGCUGGAAGUACAGCUGGUGCCGGUAGUGGAGCGGGUGAUGGUGAAACUCCUGGUGCUGCUGGCCCCAGUGGAAGCCCAACUGAUGUUAGCUCAGCUGAAUCAGGAGAAAGUUCCAAGGAUGAAAGCUCUAAGGAUGAAAGGUCCAAAGAUGAAAGCUCCAAAGACAAAAGUUCCAAAGAUGAAAGCUCCAACAAAGAUGAAAGCUCCAAAGAUGAAAAGGAUGAAAGCUCCAAAGAUGAAAAGGAUGAAAAGGAUGGAAGCUCCAAAGAUGAAAAGGAUGAAAGCUCCAAGGAUGAAAGCUCCAAAGAUGAAAGCUCCAAAGAUGAAAAGGAUGAAAGCUCUAAGGAUAAAAGUUCCAAAGAUGAAAGCUCAAAGGAUGAAAGUUCCAAGGGUGAAAGCUCAAAGGAUGAAAGCUCCAAGGAAGAAAGUUCCAAAGGUGAAAGCUCCAAAGAUGGAAGCUCAACUGGAUCAGAAGAAAGUUCCAAGGGUGCUAGUGGUGCAAGCUCUAAUGAAGAAAGCUCUACUGAGACCCAAAGUGAAACUGGUGCCGAAAGUGGAGCAUCUGCCGGUGCCCCGAGUGGAGGUCCAACCUCUGGCGAUGCUGGUGCUGGUGGUCCAAGCGGAAGUUCAUCUGAUAUGUCGGCAGGAGGAGCAACCGGAAGCACUUCAGGCAGUGGGAGUGCAACUUCGACUCAAACCUCUGCCGAAGGAGAAAGUGCAAUGAAUAGCGGAGCUUCUUUCUCGGACACUACAGGUGGUAGCGGCACGGAAGCUCCCGCCAGUAGCCCCUCUGGUUCAGCUUCAGCUUCAGGUAGUAGUGAAGCCUCCUCCUUAAGUGGAGACUCAUCUUUGCAAGCUGGAAGUUCAUCCACCGGUGCCGCAAGCGGAAGUGCAACUGAUGUCUCCGCCCAAGGAGAGAGUUCGAUGAAGGGAAGCAUCGCAACUCAAAAAAGUUCUGCUAGCUACAAGAAGUCACACAAAGAAUCCUCAGACCAGAGCAGCUUCAAGCAUUCCUCACAGGAGAUAAAAGCCGGCUCUUCUUCAAAUUAAACUCGUCGGUUCUCGGACCAAAUAGGUCAAACACAUAUUAAAUACAAUAAUUUUUAAUAAAGCAAUGGCCCUGCUGAAUUACAGCAGCGAGCUGUAGAAUGUUUUUGCUAAAUACUAGAGAAUUAUCGACAUGCGUUAGCCUUACUGCAUGCAUAAUUUUUUUUUCUACUUUAAAUGCCGUUGUAAAAUAUGAAUAUGAAAGAAUUGUGAGUAUAUGUAUACAUGAUACGUUAAAUAGUGAGAAAGUAAUAAUAAUAAAUUAUAUGCAUAUC
This is a messenger RNA of Raphanus sativus (radish), 2076 nucleotides long. RefSeq lists its product as uncharacterized. Lineage: Eukaryota; Viridiplantae; Streptophyta; Magnoliopsida; Brassicales; Brassicaceae. The coding region runs from base 77 to 1804 and encodes 575 amino acids. The transcript is spliced from 2 exons. The record is from RefSeq and is a predicted model, not a curated record.